This is a messenger RNA of Cydia fagiglandana, 6850 nucleotides long. It is a transcript of the gene Synj, whose product is annotated as synaptojanin-1. Gene Ontology annotation, molecular function: phosphatidylinositol-4,5-bisphosphate 5-phosphatase activity; nucleic acid binding. Bases 215 to 3547 code for a protein of 1110 amino acids. NCBI's taxonomy places the organism in Eukaryota, Metazoa, Arthropoda, Insecta, Lepidoptera, Tortricidae. Gene Ontology annotation, biological process: synaptic vesicle endocytosis; phosphatidylinositol dephosphorylation. The transcript has 2 exons. The record is from RefSeq and is a predicted model, not a curated record.
GUCGAACAGCUUUCACUGACAGCACGUCAUGUCAGUAUCCAAUCUGUCAAAAAUCGAGUCAAUAUUCCGAUUGCAAUGCAAUCAUUGUUAAAUUUCUAAUCAGAUCGUAAUCAGUUUACGCUGUGUUAAGUUGGCCGUGGAAAAUAGUGUAUUGAAUGUAGUAAAAGGGGUGGAUGGGUUUAGCGCAGCCGUAACUAAGGACUGAGCGCGCACCAUGGCUAUGUCCAAAGGAUUUAAAGUGUUGGAAAAGUCGUGCCCACCAAAUCCCUACAGUAUAAUCCUACAACACAGAAACAAAGAUACUGCUUUACUGUUCGAAUCUCAAGCUGUGGUCUCACUUUCACCUCAGGAGACUGAGACUUUUCGGAAACAGUUUCACAAGAUCGCUGACGCUUACGCCUGCCUAGGCGUUCUGCAGCUGAAUUCCGGGGAAACCUGUCUGCUCUACCUAGUGCUGGUGACCGGGUGCUGCUCCGUGGGAAAGGUGGGCGAUGUCGAAGUUUUCAAAAUUACCCAAACACAAUUUUUACCUCUCUUUUACCAGACUAAUGAUGACAAAGUCUCAGAAGUAAAGAAAUUACUCAAUUCGGGAACUUUCUAUUUUUCUUGGAACACGGGAAAAUCGAACGAUAAUCUCUUUGAUCUCACGCUCUGUGCACAACGCAAAAGCAAAGGAGCUAAUCCUGAUAACAGGUUUUUCUGGAACAGAACUCUCUUUAUACAUUUGAUAAGGUAUGGAAUUGAUUGUGAAGAUUGGCUCACAAGAGCUAUGUGUGGGUCAGUGGAAAUAAGGACCAUCUAUGUGGGGCACCGUCAAGCCAGAGCGGUGUUAGUGUCCCGUCUGAGCUGUGAAAGAGCUGGCACUCGUUUCAAUGUCAGAGGAUGCAAUGAUGACGGCAAUGUGGCCAAUUUUGUUGAAACGGAACAAUCAAUUUACAUAGAUGAUUCCGUGGCAUCUUAUAUUCAGACCAGGGGAUCGGUUCCUCUGUUUUGGGAGCAGCCGGGAGUACAAGUUGGAUCUCAUAAAGUUAAGAUGUCCAGAGGCUAUGAUGCAUCUACGAGUGCUUGCGAUCGGCACUUCUCUGCAAUGAAGCGUAAUUAUGGGUCCGUGAUUGUUGCAAAUCUUUUAGGAUCAAGUUUGAUUGGAGGAAGCGAGGGUGAAGCCACUUUGAGCAAUGCUUUUCAGAAACACCUUAACGAGUCUGCUCAUGCGGAUAUUGUUCAGAUAAUCUUUGAUUACCAUCAGGAAGUUCGAGCCUCAUCCAUUGAAGGAGCUUUAGGGAAAUUCAAAAAGAUAAUAGAGAAAUAUUACGAUGAAAUGGGGAUUUUCAGUGCCAAAAGUGUUGACAUUUACAAUAUCCAGAAAGGUGUUAUCCGAACAAAUUGCCUUGAUUGCCUGGACAGAACCAAUUCUAUUCAGACAUUUAUUGGGCUAGAAAUGCUCAAUAUACAGCUUAUGCUGCUCCAAUGUGUUGACAAGAAACAAAAUGUGAAUAGAUUUGAGGAAGUUUUUAAGCAGAUGUGGGUGAACAACGGCAAUGAAAUAUCGAAAAUUUAUGCAGGCACUGGAGCUAUCCAAGGCGGCUCCAAAUUGAUAGACGGAGCUCGCUCUGCAGCCCGCACCAUACAGAACAACUUGUUAGACAACUCCAAGCAAGAAGCUAUUGAUAUUUUGCUUCUAGGCUCUACUUUAAACUCUGAACUUGCUGAUCGUACUAGGAUCCUCUUACCAGCUAAUCUACUGCACGCAUCCCCUCCGGUGCUGAGAGAAAUGUGCCGCAGAGUUAAUGAGUACACAACACCAUCCUCUAUAAGGAUUACAAUCGGCACAUACAAUGUGAAUGGUGGUAAACACUUUAGAAGUCUCGCCUAUAAAGACGUCAGUUUGGCAGACUGGUUGCUAGAUUGCCCUAACAAUUCAUUAGUGAACACUGUCCAAGGCAAGGAUCAUCCUUCUGAUAUAUUUGCGAUUGGCUUUGAAGAAAUCGUCGACCUUAACGCCAGUAACAUUAUGGCCGCCAGUUCUGACAAUGCAAAGGCAUGGAGUGAGGAGCUAGAAAAAGUUUUAUGCAGAGAUGCACCCUACACCCUUCUCUCCUCUCAUCAAUUAGUAGGCGUUUGUUUAUUCGUAUUUGCUAGAAAAGAUUUAAUUCCUCACAUCCGAGAUGUGGCGCUUGAUUCUGUUAAAACUGGUCUCGGGGGCGCCACUGGUAACAAAGGUGCAGUUGCCAUCAGACUAGUCAUUUACGGAACCUCUCUCUGUUUCGUCUGCGCCCAUUUCGCUGCCGGCCAGUCCCAAGUAACCGAAAGGAAUGCUGACUACACAGAAAUCACGAGGAAAGUAGCUUUCCCAAUGGGACGAUCCCUAUACUCGCACGACUACGUGUUCUGGUGCGGCGAUUUCAACUACCGCAUUGACCUGGAUAAAGAUGAAGUGAGAUUACUUGUUUCACAGAAUAAUAUGCAGCGGCUUUUAGAGCAAGACCAGCUAACGAGACAGAAAGCUCAAGAUCUCGUGUUUAAAAACUGCUUCGAGGGUGAUAUUACCUUCCCCCCGACAUACAAGUAUGAUCUCUUUAGCGAUGAUUACGACACUAGUGAAAAAUGCCGUGCUCCAGCCUGGACGGAUCGCAUUUUGUGGCGAAGCCGGAAAUACACUGUUGACCCGGAAGGUACUUCGGAAUUAGCCGCAGGCAAGUUACUCCACUACGGCCGAGCGGAACUGAAACAGAGCGAUCAUCGACCUGUAAUAGCGAUUCUUGAAGUUGAAGUUCUUCAAGUCAGCUACACGAAAUGCAUGGAAGUGUUUUACGAAGUGGUCAAUGAUCUCGGACCUCCUGACGCGACAAUCGUCGUGCAACCUUGCGAUGCCAACAGUGAAUCUGUAUUUGAUGAUAAUUUGGUAGCUGCGGUUUUGCAAGAGCUCUCGACUAUAGGCGAGGUGACUCUUGUGAGGAUCGUCGAGGAUCAUUCGACUUCGUUGAUAAUAACGUUCCGAGAUGGACAGAACGCUCUCGCUGCCGCGCAGAAGGAACAUCUGACCGUUUGCUCAGUUCCUUUGCGCAUCACUUUAAAAUCUCCGAAUUGGGUGGAGGUCGUCAGGUCAGAGUUGAAUCUGUGCACGAAUAAUACGAUUCCGCUGUUCGGUGAGGCUCAAGCGGAGCGGCCGUUGAGAUCGGCGCCGCCGACGCCGCGCCGGCAGCAGCCGAGCAGACCGCCGGCGCCGUCGCCGACGCCACUGGUGCCGUCGCGCGCGCCCGCCGCUGCGGCUAGUCCCGCUCGUCCGCCGCCUCCGCGGCCCGCUCCAAUGGCGCCUGCUGUUGACAAUGGUAAGCCCGCACCACCGCCGCUGGCUUCGCCGCCUUCGAAUUCUUCACCGCCACCGAUCUCUUCACCUCCACCGGUCUCCUCGCCGCCGGCGGACAGCGGGCCGCCGCCGUCGUGCUCGCCGCCUCCGCCUCCACCGGCUGCCGGGCCGCCCCCACCGGUGCCGGCGCGGCAGGGCGCCCCGCCACCCCUACCCGCUCGCCCGCGACCAGCUUCGUAAAUUCCAUUUACACAUUUCUAGAAUUUGUAAUAACUCGAACAAAUCAUGUACACGGGUAAGUGUUCCAUAGCUCUAUACGUUCCUUUUGUUUACUUAUUUGUUAUUGAAGUUAUUUAUUGCAUUAGAUUAUGUAGUAGGUGUCUACUUUGUUAAAAAAUAUAUCAGCUAUAGGUUAGGUACUUAAUGUAGGUCGUGGAAGCUUGAAGAUAUCGAGUUUGUGUGGAUAUUCUGUACAUGCGUUGUUAAGUAGUGCAUUGUGUGUUUAGCAAAUCCCGGGCUGAUGUUAAGCUGGCGAUGACGCAGGCGUGCGAAGCAGCUCAUUUAUAUGCCUAGGCCGGAUCUUAUCACAAACUAUUCAUAUAGACAUACUAUAUUACCUACGAUAUACGUUUAUUGUUAUCCAUUGUUACAAUUAUAAGAGGUUCUUUUAUGACAGGUUUAUUCAGCAUAAGUGGUCUCAUCACUUUGACGCUCAUGUCGAUACCAAUCGGAAUCAUCAUUUAGGUAAACACUUUACGUUUAAGAAUUAGUGUAUUUUUAUUCAUGGGCAUUUCCAUCCGGACGUUUAGCUUCAUCCAAAUGAACAUCAAAUGCAUAAAAAGAAUACACGUAUGAUACCUACUUUAAGUAUAGGACCACUAUAUCUCAAUUAAUGUUAAAGUUUAUAUUCAUUAAGGCGGUUUGGCUUGAAGAAGUUGGCCAUAAAACGAAUCGAUUAUUACCUCAUUAAUCAAAAUCGGCUGAAUAAUUUCGUAGUUACACCCUUAUUCAUACCUACAUAGCCAGCUAAAACCGCAGCCCUUCAUUUUGACUGUUGCCGUGUCGGGCAUUAGCAAUGAGCAAAGGCCGAAAUAGAUCAUUUGUGUACGUUCAUGCAAUAAAGCCAAUUUAUGAGAUGAUUUCAUUUAACGAUCUCGGUUUCUCCUAUAUACCUAUAUUAUGUAGGAAUGAUAAAUUAUGUAGGUACUCGUAGAUAUUGUAUAUGUUCCUUUUGUUCGUAUAUAAAUAUAAUUACUUAUAUUUACGUAAAUAUGUGUAAGUAGGUAUCUAAAUUUAAUAUUCUCAAUAUUUUUUUUAAGUUUAAAAAGUGGUUAUUAACUUAUUAUGGGAUCUUAGAGGCCCAUGCUUAUUUCCUUUCGGUCAAAUUGGGGCCCCUCUCGAGCUAGAGGCCCGUAGCAUUUUGCUCGCUUUGCUACCCUAUAGCUAUUAGUUACCUAACCAAUAAUUAUUAGAUAACUAUUAACUAUAAGAUAACUAAUGACUACCUAUUAGUUACGCCACUGCUUUGAGUUAGGUCUUAUAGGUAUCUAAUCGAAUACCUACCUUCCAGUUGUACCAGAACCAGUUUAUAUUUACAGAAAUGCAUCGAGAAAAUAGCCAAAUUGAGAUUUAAAUAUGGAAUGAGUUUAAGUGUAGGUAGGUAUUUAGUAACUAAGGCAAGUACCUAAAUAAUAGGUUCCAUUUCAUAGGUACCUACCAACAUUUUUUUAUACUUUAAAAUGUAUCUUGUAUUAUGAUAUACCAAAUAUGAUUAUAGUUAGCUGAGCCGUCAUGUAACCUGUUACUAUUUUUUUUACAUAAGGAACCUCAUUAUAACGCUAAGCUAAACUAUCCAGCGGUUUUACUUGUAGUGUAUCUACUAUGAUUAAUUUGUAGAUUAUAUUCCAUCCAGCAGUAGGUAUGAGCUGCUUUUUACAUGUCUUCAUUUACUAUGUUACAUUACACUAUCUACUGAAUAAGUAGAGAUGUAUUUUAAUUUAAGGCUACUGCAAGGAAAUAUACAGUUGUAUAUCAAAGAUCUAUUUCUGUAUCGUUUUAUAAAUCUUAUUAUUUUUUUUACUUUUAUAUUUUAUUUAAAAUAUCUUCAUACUACUUAUGUUUCAUGGUAUGAAUAAGCAAAAAUGCAUUUGUUAUAGAAAAUAAGCUUGUUGUAAUAUAUUUUAAUUCUGUGAGGUGUAAAGAUGUUCAUUAUUUAUGUAGAAAAAUUACCUAUUUAAGUUUGUACCUACAGUCGCGUCAGUCGCCAUCGAUAUAUCGUAGCGGCCAAGAUGUUCACUAAUAUCUGAACAUUCUAACACCUUGAUAAUAGAGGUGUAGGUUUUCAGUAUUCAGAUAUUUUUGAGCGCCUUGGCCGCUCCGAUACCUAUAGGUACCUAUCUGACGACGACUGUACAUGUCAGUUAUGUUUUUACUGGCGAGGCAUCCAAUCUCCAAUACUCCCAUUGGCUAGCUAAUUUGUUAUCAGUGUUAUCACUAAUAGACGAGUAAUUAAUAUUUCCAUAUAUUUUAUAUUCUAUUUUGAAUUUGAACACCAUCUAUUUUUAUUAAACAUCCAAUAUGUGAAGAAUAGGUAUGUGUGUGUGUUGGGAAGUGGGUACCUUUUUUGCUUUCUUUUUAGCCAUGUGCAAUGAUGGGGAAUGCGGCUUUAUAUGGAUAUUACAAGUCUGUACAGUUUAUUAGUCUCUAUAGAUGCAAUUUGGUUAUUGGUUAUUUGAUGUUGCAUCACAUACCUAUACAUUAAUUAUUAUUACCUAUGUAAGAUCCAUUGAAGUAACGUCUAAAGCGGGAUAAUUUUGAAUAUGGCAAAUACCAACUAAACUAGAAACACUUCCUACUGUGGCCACACUAACGCAAGAUGCCUUGGUAACAUUGACAUAUAUCUAAAGACGGGCCUUACGGGAAAUAAGAAAGGGGCCAGAGGGCUUACCGCGAACCACGUUCGACGUGUUGCCUCCCUGUCGCACUUGUAUAUUCGUACGUAAGUGUGACGGGGAGGCAACACAUCGAACGUGGUUCGCGGUAAGCCCUUAGUACAGUGGUGUCACGCACACGCAUUCAAGCCAACCGUGCACUUGCAGUCUAACGCCACAACGCGAUUGGUUGAUGAGUUCGCAUCACGCACGCAGUUGGUCGCAACUAGUUGCGUUAGACUUCACGAUUGGCUCGAAUUCGUGACACCACAGAACGAGCACCAUUCUUAGUGCUCGUAAGGCCUCCAGAUAUAUAUGUCAAUGGCUGGUGGCUUGAAGUGCUUCUGAUUUUAUAGAUAUUUGCCAUUUUCAAAAUUAUGCCGCUUUCGAAGUUACCUCACCAUAUAGUAUUUCUUAUGAGUAAACACACGAAUGUAAAUCAUAGACUGUUUAAAUUAUGGAGUGCUUUAUGAAUUGUUAGUUUUAAACGAAUUCUGCAAUAUAGCUGGCAUCUGUGUUAUGUUACAUGUAUAUUAUGUGAAAUAUAGAAUUGUUCAAGCACUCAUUUUAUUUUAUUUUCCUUAAAGAUGAUAACUCUACAACAGGGUUAUUU